Molecule: messenger RNA, 3958 nt
Organism: Pungitius pungitius (ninespine stickleback)
Lineage: Eukaryota; Metazoa; Chordata; Actinopteri; Perciformes; Gasterosteidae
Product: potassium voltage-gated channel subfamily H member 5-like
Exons: 12
Coding region: 35-3247 (1070 amino acids)
Biological process (GO): regulation of membrane potential; potassium ion transmembrane transport
Cellular component (GO): plasma membrane
Molecular function (GO): voltage-gated potassium channel activity
Source: RefSeq, a predicted model, not a curated record
GAGCAUCUCUGAGUCGGUGUCCUGAACCCUCACGAUGCAUGGGGGCAAGAGAGGCCUGGUGGCUCCGCAAAAUACUUUUCUAGAAAAUAUUGUCCGGCGCUCGAGUGAAACCAGUUUCCUUCUGGGAAAUGCACAGAUCGUGCAGUGGCCAGUGGUUUACAGCAACGAUGGGUUCUGCAAGCUGUCCGGGUACCACAGAGCCGAAGUCAUGCACAGAAGCAGCUCAUGCAACUUCAUGUAUGGUGACCUUACUGAUAAGAAGACUAUAGACAACAUUAGACAGACCUUCGAUAACUAUGAGUCCCAAUUCUACGAGGUGCUGCUGUAUACAAAAAAUAGAACACCGAUAUGGCUCUACAUGCAGGUAGCUCCAAUCAGAAAUGAGGACAACAAGGUGGUGCUUUUUCUCUGCACCUUUCGAGACAUUACGGUGUUCAAACAGCCGAUCGAAGAUGAAACAAAUAGAGCGGGAUGGACCAAAUUUGCCAGACUGGCGCGGGCUCUGUCCAACAAUCGCAACCUCGUGCAGCAGUUAGCCGACCUGAGCACCGAGGUCAGCCACAAGCCCUCCAGACUGGCCGAGGCUCUUCAGCUGGGAUCAGACAUCCUCCCUCAGUACAAACAAGAGGCCCCAAAGACCCCUCCACACAUCAUCCUCCACUACUGCACCUUCAAGACCACCUGGGACUGGGUCAUCCUCAUCCUCACCUUCUACACGGCCAUCAUGGUGCCCUACAACGUCUCCUUCAAGACCAAGCAAAACAAUCUGGCUUGGCUGGUGCUGGACAGCGUGGUGGACAUCGUCUUCCUGAUUGACAUUGUGCUCAACUUCCACACCACCUUCGUGGGUGCUAAUGGGGAGAUCGUUUCAGACGCCAGGCUCAUUCGAAUGAACUACUUGAAGACGUGGUUCGUCAUCGACCUGCUGUCCUGUCUGCCCUACGACAUCAUCAACGCCUUUGAACACGUGAAUGACGAUUUCGUGCCGUCUUUAUCUCAAGCAAGUCAUCUUCGCGAGUCUUCGGUUUUCCACAGGAAUACCACGCGAACCGAGGACUCUCUACUCCCAGGUCUCAGCAGCCUGUUCAGCUCCCUCAAGGUGAUCCGUCUGCUCCGCUUGGGCCGCGUGGCCCGUAAACUGGACCACUACCUGGAGUACGGCGCCGCCGUCCUGGUUCUGCUGGUGUGCGUCUUUGGUCUGGUGGCCCACUGGCUGGCCUGCAUCUGGUACAGCAUCGGGGACUACGAAGUCAUCGACGUGGCUACUAACACCAUCAAGACGGACAGCUGGCUCUACCAGUUGGCCCUGAGCAUCGGGACUCCUUACCGCUACAACGCCAGCGGCACGGGGCAGUGGGAGGGGGGCCCCAACAAGGACACGUUGUACAUUUCUUCUCUCUACUUCACCAUGACGAGUCUCACCACCAUCGGCUUUGGCAACAUCGCUCCGGCCACGGAUGGAGAGAAAAUCUUCUCUGUGGCCAUGAUGAUGGUGGGCUCGCUACUAUAUGCCACCAUCUUCGGAAAUGUCACCACUAUCUUCCAGCAGAUGUACACCAACACAAACCGCUACCACGAGAUGCUGAACAACGUGCGUGACUUCCUGAAGCUUUAUCAGGUUCCCAAAGGUCUGAGUGAGAGGGUCAUGGACUUCAUCGUCUCCACCUGGGCAAUGUCUAAAGGCAUCGACACAGAUAAGGUCCUCUCAAUCUGCCCCAAGGACAUGCGGGCGGACAUCUGCGUCCACCUCAACCGGCAGGUGUUCAACGACCACCCGGCCUUCCGCCUGGCGAGCGACGGCUGCCUGCGCUCUCUGGCCGUGGAGUUCCAGACGACCCACUGCGCGCCCGGUGACCUCAUCUUUCACGUCGGCGAGAGCGUGGACACCCUCUGCUUUGUGGUCUCCGGCUCACUAGAGGUCAUCCAGGACGACGAGGUCAUCGCGAUACUCGGUAAAGGCGACGUGUUCGGAGACGUGUUCUGGAAGGAGACCACGCAGGCCCGGGCCUGUGCCAACGUCCGGGCUUUGACCUACUGCGACCUGCACGUCAUCAGGAGAGACGCCCUGAUGAGGGUGCUGGAGUUUUACACGGCGUUCGCCAACACCUUCUCCCGCAACCUCAUCCUCACCUGCAACCUGCGCAAACGGAUAAUCUUCAGAAAGAUUGCCGACGUGAAGAGGGAGCAGGAGCGGCGAAAAAACGAGGUGACCCUCUCCAUUCCCGAUGACCACCCGGUCCGCAAGCUGUUCCAGAGGUUCCGGCAGCAGAGGGACGCCCCGCCGCCGGGAGAGCCUCACUCCUACUUUGAUCACAACUGUGUGCAGGUGGAGCCGCAGCACCACCGUCACCACGAAUCAAACUCCUACACACAGUGUCAGUCUGCAUCGUCUCUGCUGCAGGAGAAUAACCCGUCCUGCUCAGGAGCCGGGAACGCGGGCGGAGGCGGCGGCGGCUGCAGCCCGGCUGCCCCGGAGCUCGCCCCCGGCGAGAAGCCGCAAGACGCCGAGGCCGAGGCGGCGAGGCCCGCUGCGGAGAGUCAGCUCUGUCGGAGGGUCGGCAGCCCUGCGGGGGCCAGUGGUGCGGCCGGCGGGGGAGCUGCAGGUGGCGUCGGCGGCCGCCCCGCAGGCCGAGGCUGGUCCAAGUUCAGAAACGCCGCUUCGGCUGCACCCCCGCCGCCUCCCGCCGCGGAGCUGGAGACGAAGCCGGAGAAAGCAGAGGAGUGGCAGAAAGCACCCGGGCCCUCAGAGCGCUUAGCUGUCGUCAACAAGAACCCGGAUUUGGGGGAAAGUGCAGAGACGGGGAGCGCGGAGGUGGGCAGCGGUGCAGGAGAGGCAGCAGCUGAAGAAGCGAGCGCCCUGCACAAAACCGACUCCUGCGACAGCGGCAUCACCAAGAGCGACCUGCGCAUCGACCGAGCGGGAUUCUCGAGGAGCUCCUUCGAGAGGAGCCCGAUGGAGAGGAGCCCCCUGGAGAGAAACCCGUUCGAGCACGGCCUCGGGGUCGACCCACUCAAACAGUCUUGGGCUCAGCCGGCGUCCGAACAGGCGCUCCUCCAGGCCACCCUGCAGGAGGCCAAGCUGGAGCUGAAGGGAGACAUUCAGAAGCUGAGCGGCCGCCUGUCGGUGCUCGAGUCGCAGGUGAGCGAGAUCCUCAGACUGCUGUCGAUGAGGAGGAGACUGUCGCUGCCGCCGACCUCGUCCCCGAGGGCCCGGGUGAAGCCAAAGGCCGACGACGGGCCUUUUUGAAGUCACAGAUUUGAAAAGCCAGAGACCGGAGGUAUAUCUUAACUACUGAUGUUCAAAAAGCACCGGUUUGCAUGUCCUGCUGGACUCUGGCCUGCAAAAGAAAUCUCUCCCAUCAAACACUACCACUGCAUGCAGAUAUACCUUUUGGAUGUUGCCCUAAGACUUUAAAAAAAAAAAAUGUUUUUCUAACAACCGGUCUUUGGCUUGAUAGGCACUUUUAUGCUUGUGUGUAUACUGAAGAAUGCCAAAAAAGAAACACAAACAAUAACUCACCAAACGCUUAUUUGCCGGGAAAAAAACAUAUAUUUUGAGAACCGUUAUAAAAACAAUGCAUAGCUGUAUAUCUCAUGAUUGAUGCUCUGAUGAAGGCUUUUGGUGAAACCUCUGCCUGAAACGAGCUGAAGUCACAAACAUAUUUUUUGAGUUUAAGGCUUUUUGUAAAGCUGCCAUUUUCACGGUGUUCCUUGACUUUUAUUUCUUAUUUUUAAUGUAUAGUUUUUGGCAGAACAUCAGAGAAGAGGUUAAGCAAGAAGGUUCACCUGCAACGACUGUCAUGGUUAUGUAAACAGAGCUGGCACUGAUGGAGAAAGCAAACUGGAGCUGAGUCAGCGUUUGCACAUGUGAAAUACAUUUCACCCUUUAGUACGGUAUUAAUUGUCAGGUAAUGAUAUGUGCCUUAUAAUAAUAAAGCCUCAUUCAGGGUUGUAUUAA